UAUUUCGCCUGAUAGCACCUGCCUCUUUUGUAACAUAUCCUUCAUAACCUCAUCUUGGCUUACAUUAGGUGAAUGAGAUAACAAUCGAUUAAUCCUACCCCUCUUCUGUUGAGCCGAAUGGGAAGGAAAUCAAUAUAGUACGACUGACUACAAAAGCCAACUUAUUCCCAUGUUCUUGUAUUCUCCAAGUUUCACUUCAACACCUUUAAUCUCCCAGGUGUCCCCUUAUUGAUACGUCUUCGUAGAUCCUUCAAGGACUCAAACUUGUGAGUGAUCACUAUCAUCAUACCGUCAAACUCUCCAAUAUAGCUAACGAAUCGACCUUUGCAGAUCAAGAUGAAGUUCUCUCGUGUGCUUUCUGGCUUGGCAAUAUGUAGCUUAGCUGCAUGUGAGUCUUCCCUGGAGCUAUUGGAAUCUCUUCGUGAGAUCCCACAAGGUUGGAUUCAACUCGAAAGACCUAGUCCACUCAAGACAAUCAAACUUCGAAUCGCUUUAGAACAACCAGAUCAUGAGCUUUUCGAACAGAAACUUUAUGCUGUUUCAUCUCCUGAUCACGUUGAAUAUGGCCAACAUUUUGACCGUGAGGAACUCAAGAGAUUCAUCAAGCCAGCUGAUGAAACUACUCAUGCCGUUCUUUCCUGGCUAGAGGAAUCUGGUAUCUCGGAAUCGAAUAUCCAAAAUGACGGGGAGUGGAUAAAUUUCCGAACUUCAAUUUCACAAGCGGAACAGAUGUUGAAUACUACCUUCCAUUACUACGUUCAUGAAGACAUGAAGAACAAUAAGCAAAUUCGGACGUUGGAAUACUCAGUCCCACAAGAGAUCUCCAAUCACGUUACAAUGAUUCAACCAACAACCAGAUUUGGCCAAAUUAAAGCACAAAGGAGCCAAAUGUUUCGUGAGGAUUUUUCAGCUCUUGCUUUGCCAUCGCUUGAUGCUACUGCCUGCAAUGUUACAAUUACUCCUCAAUGUCUCCGAGAUCUUUACAACAUCGGUAAUUAUACAGCUAAGGCCAACCCCGAGUCACGUCUAGGUGUUGCUGGAUACUUGAGUCAAUGGGCAAAAUAUGAUGGUCUAGAGGCUUUCUUGGAGAAAUAUGCUCCAUAUGCUAUUGGCCAGAACUUCUCUUACGCUCUCAUUAAUGGAGGAUUGGAUACACAAAACUCAACACUCGAUGAUGGAGAAGCGAAUUUGGAUAUGCAGUAUGCUGCUUCCAUAGGCUUCAAAACUAAUAUCACCUAUUACAGUACAGGUGGACGAGGGCAGUUAAUUCCGGAUCUUGAUCAGCCAACAUUAGACAAUAACCAAAAUGAACCAUACUUGGAUUACCUCAACUAUAUUUUAGGUCUACCAAAUAACCAACUACCACAAACAAUCACAACCUCAUAUGGCGAAGACGAACAAUCCGUACCAGAAGCUUAUUCCAAAACUGUCUGUAAAAUGUUCGGUCAGCUAGGUUUAAGAGGUGUAUCUAUCCUAUUUUCCUCCGGUGAUACCGGUGUAGGCUCUGCGUGCCAAACGAACGAUGGAAAGAACACAACACGUUUCUUACCAAUUUUCCCAGCAGCUUGUCCUUAUGUCACCUCAGUAGGAGGAACACGAUAUGUCGAGCCAGAAGCCGCAGUUUCUUUCUCAUCAGGUGGAUUUAGUGAUAGAUGGCCAAGACCUUCAUAUCAAGAUGAUGCCAUUAAGGGUUAUUUGAAAAUUUUGGGAGAUAGGUGGAAGGGUCUUUACAACCGAAAUGGUAGAGGAUUUCCCGAUGUUGCAGCUCAAGGUGUUAGGUUCCAUGUUGUGUUAGUAUUUUCGAAUCCUCUGACAAGUCAGUUUUUGGUACUAACAAAAGAUCUCAGGGAUGUUAACUCCAUCACCGGCGUCGCAGAAGAUCAACUACUUUCUGGCACCAGGUAACUAUCUCCUAUUUCCAUCUUCUUUACUCUUUCAAUCCCGCCUGCUUCACUUCCCUUCCCCACACAAAACUAACCUCAAUUUAGUGCCUCCUCCCCAGCUUUCGCAGCAGUAAUCUCCCUCCUCAACAACGCCCGUCUAAACGCCGGUCGUAAACCCCUCGGGUUCCUCAACCCUUGGCUCUAUUCCAUCGGUAAACAAGGACUCAACGACAUUGUAAACGGUGGUAGCACGGGUUGCACAGGUAAGGAUAUUUACUCUGGAUUGCCUGCGCCAUUUGUCCCAUAUGCUAGUUGGAAUGCUACGAAAGGAUGGGAUCCGGUUACUGGGCUUGGAACCCCGGAUUUCGCGAAGCUUUUGAAGUUAGUUGAGAGGUAUUAGAGGGCAGGAAUUGAUAUUGUUGAUUUGUAGGAGGGGAUAGCAUUGGGUGGAUAGGAUAGGUAGGAUAAUAAGAUCAAUAACAUAAUUGAAAGAAAGAAGAUGGGAAGGAGCUAGGAUAGGAAUUAAUAAUGAUUACCUAUAAUAUCAAAUCUUACACAUUAAUAGAACAC
Messenger RNA from Sclerotinia trifoliorum, 2453 nucleotides. The record is from the annotation of a GenBank genome assembly. Lineage: Eukaryota; Fungi; Ascomycota; Leotiomycetes; Helotiales; Sclerotiniaceae.